Molecule: messenger RNA, 480 nt
Organism: Symbiodinium natans
Lineage: Eukaryota; Dinophyceae; Suessiales; Symbiodiniaceae
Source: the annotation of a GenBank genome assembly
AUGUUGGGUGAGCAGCCGGCCCCCGAAGCCAGGCCGAGGAUGCUGGGAAGGUACCGGGGGCAUACCCUGCUACUGAUCCUGGGUCUUUACAUCGUCAGCCGGCGCUUGGUAAGCUCAGCUCCUGUGCUUGGCGUUGGCGUGGGCACGUCAAGCUCUGAGUUGCAAGAGCUGGAAAGCAGGAUCAACCAGAGCAAGGUGUUUGUGGUCUCCAAGCAGUGGUGCCCGUUCUGCCAGCGUUUGAAGCUGGUGCUCGCCAAGCUUGGGGUUCAAGCGGAUGUCCUGGAGCUUGAAGAUAUGAACCAGCAUCCGCUUGUCAAGGACGAAGGAGCUGUUCUGGACUACAUGCUCAGUCGGACUGGCGCACGCUCGGUCCCGCGCCUCUUCAUUGCCGGCAAGUUCAUUGGGGGAUGCGACGACGCUGUGAGCAUGGCAGGAUCGGGAGAGCUUCAAAAGCGCCUCAAAGAGGCCGGCGCUUUGUGA